AUGCAGUUGAAGGAAAUCGAAGAACUUUAUCUAGAUGAAGUCCAAGGUGUCAAGAAUGUACUUUAUGAUCUUGAUGCAGGUGGUCUCCCAAAAUUGAAGCAUCUCUCUGUCCAAAAUAAUCCCUACAUUUGGUGUAUAGUUGACUCAGUGGAGUGGCUACCUUGUGACGCCUUCCCACUCUUGGAGUCAUUGUUUCUUCGUAAUUUAAUUAACUUGGAGAAGAUAUGUCAUGGUGAACUGACAGCAACAUUUUUCUCUAACUUAAGGAUGAUAAAAGUGAGAAACUGUGAUAAAUUAAGAGAUUUCUUGUCGAUCUCUGUUUUUAGAGGCCUUCCAAAACUUCAAAAUUUUGAGUUGAUUAAAUGCAAGAAUAUGGAAGAGAUUUUCACAAUUGAAAGAGAAAGUGAAAAGAUUGACUUUCAUCAAUUACGCUUCUUGAUUCUAAAAUUUCUUCCACGGCUCACAAGCUUUUACCAUGAAGUGAAGUCACAUUCUGCUGUACAAAUUACGCACAAGGAAUUGACAACUGAUAAAUUAUCUAAAGAAGUCAUUUCGGUGGCUGACUUUGAUGCUCCCAUGCCAUUUUUUAGUGGAAAAGUUAUGUUCCCUAACUUGGAGGCCUUGGAACUUUGUGCAAUUAAUUGUGAAAAGAUUUGGCCUUGCCAACCUCCAGUACUGCCUUCUUUUCAAAAUUUUACAAGUUUGAUUGUGCGAGGCUGUGAUAAACUAAAGCAUCUUUUUCCAUCCUUCGUAGCCAGAAGUUUUGUCCAGCUCCAACACCUUGAGAUAAGUAACUGCAGGGUUUUGGAGGACAUUGUUACACAGGAAGACGAAACAGAGUUUACUAAAUUUGUCUUUCCACAAGUAACCUUUCUGAAACUCUGGGACCUACCAGAACUGAGAACUUUCUACCAUGGGAGGCAUACUUCAGAAUGGCCAUUGUUAAAAAGGUUGGAGUUAAGUGGUUGUGACAAAGUAAAUAUAUUCACUUCAGAGUCUUUUAACUUCCAGGAAAUUAACGAGGCCCUGCUGAAUAUUCCCGUGCAGGAAGCUCUCUUCUUGGUGGAGAAGGUUGUUACCAACUUGGAGGAAUUGAAAUUAAGUGGCAAAGAAAUUACGAUGAUAUUCCAGGGCCAAUUCCCAGAUCACCUUUUUCACAAUCUUAAAAUGCUUGAGAUCAUGAAUGAUAGGUCAGAAAAUUUCCCACUUGGUAUCCUUGAGACAUUUCGCUGUCUGGAAAAGCUUGAAGUAAGAUCAAGUUCAUACAGAGGGAUAUUCCCUAAUGGAGACGCUGUGAGACAUGCUCCAAUGCUUGAAUGCAUAAAAAGUUUGAAGUUGUGGAAACUUCCUGAUCUGAAGCACAUCUGGGAACAAGAAUCUGAAUCAGAUUCUAUUCUUCAAAAUCUUGAGAUUCUGGAAGUAUGGUGGUGUGAUGAUUUGAUUAAUCUGGUGCCAUCCUCAGUUUCUUUCCAAAAUCUUACAAUUUUGGAGUUAUGGUGUUGCAGAAGAUUGAAAAGCCUUCUAGCACCAUCCACAGCCAAAAGUCUUGUGAGACUCGAAAAAAUAAGUGUAGAAGGAUGUGAAAUGAUGACAGAAAUAAUAGCAAGUGAGGUAGAUGUGGGAGAACAUGAGAUUAUUUUCAGAAAAUUGAAGUUUUUGUCACUUGAAAAUUUAGAAUGUCUCGUAAGUUUCUGUUCUGGCAAUAGCACCUUCACAUUCCCAUCUCUGGAAGAUUUGUUUGUGAUAGAAUGUCCCAUGAUGAAGAUUUUCUCUACAGGAGUCUUAGAGACACCAAUGCUAAAUAAAGUUAGACAAAAUCAGGAAGUAGAUGAAGGGUUUUGGCAAGGUGACCUCAAUGCAACCAUAAAAUGGUUAAGCAAAGAAAAGAAUGUCCAGAAUUUUGAAGAAGGUUGUGAUCAUCCUUUUAUUUAUCAUGUGGAGUAAGGCCAUUUUGCAAUUUGAUUUGCGGGCGAGUGCCACAAUUUGCUUUUGUUCAUCUUAUGCAACCCUGUGGCUUGGCACUAUUUGUAUAUGUAGUCCACAUUUGCAAACACUGAGCUUUAGACUCAAACAUGCUGAAGAAAGAUAGGACCCAUCAUAUGUACAGCUGAGAUACGUAAUGAUUUUCUGAGCAAGGCAAGCAGAAGUCUACAAAGAAACAACAUUCUAAAGAAUCUUACUGCCAGAAGCCUUGAAGUGCAAAAAUUUCAGCUGGCCAUGAUAAUCAGGUUCUGUAAUUGCAAGAUGAGUUAUUGCUUACUAUAUUUCAACUCAGAAAAUGCACCAAAAUGAGACUUCUGAAUAUGGCAAAUUUACUGUCCAGCUUUAGAUGCACUAAGUGCUGUUUGGAAGAUGGUGAAAGGUAGGGGUGGCUUUGAGCCCAGCUGGCCUCAGGCUUGAAUCCACAUUCGGAUUGAACAUGCUGAACUCAAGCUGGAACUUCAGUUCAACAGCUUGGCUCAAGUUCGGAUCGAUUUGCCCAUCUGACAACACUGUUCUCUCCCCUAGCAACAUAGCUCAUCCCUCCGAUGACACUGUUUACCCUUAGUUGGCGGAACUGCCCACUUUGUGGUAGGCCUAAGAAGAUACGAUAUAUCAGCACAAACGAGCUCGAGCUUGAGCUCAAGCUUAAAUAUGAGUUGGGCAUUAUGGAUUCGAACCAAGUUUAAGUUGGGCCCUUGUUCAGCUUGGUUAAACUCAAGUCCACCCCUUGUUAAAGAGCCUUUCUGUAUGUGUCUGCUAGAGGGAUUGGAUUUAUAGUCUGCAUAUUAAACGUAAUGGUCGCAAUCUACCAUAUUUAUGGGCUCCUGUAUGACAAAUUUAGUACCAUUUCUGCAUUUGUUCUGGACUUAUUUGGUUAUGGUUUGACCUUUUUUUUUGUUUAUCUGAUCAGAGUGAAAAACAUCAGCUAUGCCCACAAUAUUGAUAGAUUUUAGUUCUUUUUAUUUGUUCA
This is a messenger RNA of Mangifera indica (mango), 2953 nucleotides long. RefSeq lists its product as uncharacterized. Bases 1 to 1944 code for a protein of 647 amino acids. NCBI's taxonomy places the organism in Eukaryota, Viridiplantae, Streptophyta, Magnoliopsida, Sapindales, Anacardiaceae. The transcript has 4 exons. The record is from RefSeq and is a predicted model, not a curated record.